GUGUCCGAGAUGUUAAGAGGUGUCUGUCUCUUUAAGGCGCCUGUCUGCUGCUGCUGUCUAGCUUUGUGUGAGAGGAAAAGCACGCCAUGCCUUAAUUAUCCUGGAGGGAAAAAAGUUCAAACAAACGACAGGAUAGAUAACGGUUUGUAACUUAACAGACUCCUAUACAGGUUUUAUUGUGGCACGGUGGGAUGAGAUUCGCUCGCGGCGGAAUGCAGUCCACAUGGACACACACUGCACUGUUUGCGCUUCUUGUGUUUUUGUCUGGAAUUUCUUUUUCUACUGCUUGCAAUAAAGCCUUGUGUGCCAGCGACGUCAGCAAGUGUCUAAUACAGGAGCUGUGCCAGUGCAGACCAUCAGAUGGGAACUGUUCAUGCUGUAAAGAGUGUAUGCUGUGUCUGGGCACGCUGUGGGAGGAGUGCUGUGACUGUGUGGGCAUGUGCAACCCUAGGAACUACAGUGACACACCAGCCACCUCAAAGAGCACAGUGGAGGAUCUCUACAGGCCCAUUCCCUCUCUGUUCAGAGCGCUCACUGAGGGUGAAGCCCCCAUCAACAUGAUGGUGGUCUCCUUUCCAGUGGCAGAGGAGCUAUCAUACCAUGAGAGCUUGGUCUCCUUCUUGGAGACUAUGGAAGAUCAGCAUCAAAAUGUUUCGUUGCCUGGCAACAGUAUUCAUUCUAGUUAUGAUAACACUCAAGAAAACAUGUGCACGGUAGUGUACUUUGAUGACUGUGUUUCGAUUCGUCAGUGUAAGCAGUACUGUGAGUCGAUGGGAGGCUCGAAGUACCGUUGGUUUCACAACGCCUGCUGUGAGUGUAUUGGGCCCGAGUGUAUUGACUACGGCAGCAGAGCAGUGAAGUGCAUGAAUUGUCUCUUCUGAACCACUAGCCUUUGAACGUUGCGGAUGCUCAUACUCCUGCCACCAGAGGGCACAAUAACAGGACCAUAGUCUCAGGAGACACUGACCUGGGAUUGGGAAAACGAGCUGACAAUCAUGUAGAUUACAAGCCCUUGUCUCUUUGUAUUAACCUUUUAAACUUUUUACCCCAGGUUUCCCAGGAAAAAAAAGAUAUGGAUUUUGUCUUGUAUUUUUAUAUAAAUCAUUGCAUAAUUAAUUGUUCAUCAAAUUGUAUUCAAAAGUGUGUUCUCUGCCACAUUAUUGCUUUAUGUAGCAUAUUAACCUUUACUAACUUUAAUCAUGCUUAUUAAUUAGAUGCAACUGAUUGAUAUUAAGGUACUACAUGGGAGGAGGAGGGGGGGGUCAGAAAAAGCCAUAUAAUAUUGACUAUAAUAGUAGGCAGUCAUACAGCAUCACAUAGUAUUUUUAAACUGCUGAUAGAUUGACAUUUAUAGCGAAGGUUUGUUGAUAUAUUCUUUGAAUAAUUCUUGUUCAGCAUAGAUGAAGGGACUGGAGCUAUAUACAGAAAGCGUCCAUGUCUGAGUGACAUUUCUUAGAAGCUUUUACCACAGAUAUGAUGAGAAAGCAAAGAGAAAACGUGUCCUUAGAUCAGCACUCUGGUUAUGGCCUUAAUGGACCAGAGCUUGUAUGUGUAAGUCAUAUAUCUGGUAUUCAUUAUAGUUAUGUUCUAUGUGUUUCAGUAGUGUUGCUUCAGAGUCCUACAAAACCUGCAUGUUCAUAUUCUGUUUUGCAGUAAUCCUCAUUAAAAGCUGAGAAACCUGCUUCUGGUUAUGGUGUUCUUGAGAGAAACACGAAACAUGCUCAACACAUUGUUGGUUUAAAUCUGUUUUAUUAACACUAAUUGUCAUAGUACCAUAGGUCCAAUUGCAAAGCUCACAACCUAAGUUGACAUUACUGUAUGUGCUUGUAAUCUGUAUAAAAAAAAAUCUAUACAAUAAUAAAAUUAGUAUUUAAAUCUAA
Tachysurus vachellii is the source of this 1880-nucleotide messenger RNA. Its product is annotated as twisted gastrulation protein homolog 1-A-like. The transcript has 5 exons. The record is from RefSeq and is a predicted model, not a curated record. The coding region runs from base 192 to 881 and encodes 229 amino acids. Lineage: Eukaryota; Metazoa; Chordata; Actinopteri; Siluriformes; Bagridae. Gene Ontology annotation, biological process: regulation of BMP signaling pathway.